Molecule: messenger RNA, 276 nt
Organism: Lactuca virosa
Lineage: Eukaryota; Viridiplantae; Streptophyta; Magnoliopsida; Asterales; Asteraceae
Source: the annotation of a GenBank genome assembly
AUGGUACUAGUUAUUGAAGCAAAAGCAAGAAAAAGAAUUGUGAUGGAUGUGAUGGUGGAGUGUAUGAAUACGGUGAUUAUGAUGGCAUGGAUGGUGAUGAGGAUGGGAUGGAGCAGGUUUCAGAGCUCUCCAAUUUCAUGGCCGCUGAGUUUUCUUGAGCAAGUGUGGGUGCAAUUUGUGUUCAUAUUUUUGAAGUAUGAGAUGGAGACUAUCAACGCACGAUAUGUUAUUCCUUUUGAGUACUACAGGAUUCAGCCCUUUGACCAUAAGUUGUAG